Molecule: messenger RNA, 852 nt
Organism: Centruroides sculpturatus (bark scorpion)
Lineage: Eukaryota; Metazoa; Arthropoda; Arachnida; Scorpiones; Buthidae
Product: putative exonuclease GOR
Exons: 2
Cellular component (GO): nucleus
Molecular function (GO): exonuclease activity; nucleic acid binding
Source: RefSeq, a predicted model, not a curated record
AUGAAUGUGCCAUUAGAGAUACUCAGGAUGGCCACUAGUUCAAAUUUCGAAUGUAGAAUCUACCGUUGUGUGUCUAAGACAAAAUACAACGAAGGGUACUUGGACCAAUUGUAUAGAUUUUUAGAAAGUAUAAUGUUAAAACCAAGACAUUUAAAAGACUACGGCUUCCCUUUACGUUCGUCGACAACUGGACAAACGUAUUAUAACGUUUCACGCUUGGAAAGUUGUACGGAGGACGAAAAUAAACGCUUAUGCAUUCGUUGUCACGCGUAUUUUAAUAUAUGGAUGGACGAUCCGGACGACAUCUGCGUUUACCAUCCAAAAAAACUAAUUACUGCCCAUGCAGAAAAUAACCAUAAAAUAUACGCCUGUUGUAAGAAAGAAGAAGCGAGCAUGGGGUGUUUCUUUAAUAAUUAUCACAUAUCCACAUCGAAAUGUAGGCCGUCAGACGUUUUCUUUUCUACAGAAGAAUGCGAUUUCAUAGAAAAAAACAUCGUUGUAUUUGAUACGGAAAUGUGUUAUACAAAAUUCGGGAUGGAAAUCAAUAAGAUCAUUCUCUUGUCGUUCGAUGGUUCAUUAAUAUACGAAACGAACGUCUUGCCACAGUCACCUGUACUCGGGCAUAAGAAGAAAUGCUCGGAAAUGAUGGGUAAAUUGUUAGUGCCAUUUACACAAAUGAGACGGUCUUUGUUAAGUUUUAUCAACAAAGACACAAUAAUCAUAGGACACGGAUUGGAAAACGAUCUGAAAGCUCUUCGUUUGAUACACGAGAAAAUUGUGGACACGUCUAUCAUAUUUCCAGAUAGACGUGGAUUCCCGUAUCGACCAUCUUUAAAAUCUUGGAACAUUUGG